Phanerochaete carnosa HHB-10118-sp is the source of this 648-nucleotide messenger RNA. RefSeq lists its product as uncharacterized. The record is from RefSeq and is a predicted model, not a curated record. Bases 1 to 648 code for a protein of 215 amino acids. The transcript has a single exon. Lineage: Eukaryota; Fungi; Basidiomycota; Agaricomycetes; Polyporales; Phanerochaetaceae.
AUGCCUAUGCUAUCGUCCUUGGCCACUAUAUCUGUUAACAAAGAUGGAAAAGAUGGCAAUGCCGCUACCCCCCUCUCUUCUGCUAGUCUAUUUACCUAUGGUCACAUAUCUUCUCGCCCUCGAGACAACCGGUUUAUGGCUCGGCGUAUGGAAGCGAUAGUUGCGAGGCUGGCGGCGGCGACUUCUAGCAGUCGGGGUAAUCGUGCAAUGGCAGAUGCGCGCCCCGCCGUACGCGAGAACGCUGCUGCGAAGGGCGAUUCUGCUGGUGGCGCUAACAAGGCUGAAGGUUCUGAUCGCUUGAGCACAACGUCAACGUCAAUGUCCUCACCCACGUCUACAUCAUCUGAAGACGAGCUUUGGCGAGAAGUCGAGUAUCUGAGCCUGGAACACGACCUGGCAUCCCCUCGUGCCUCACCAUCGGUGUCUGCGAAGAAGGUCCACUGGAACGCGAGCGUGUCCUCGUCUACUCCAGCACCCCUGUCUACAGCCAGGACCCCGUCUAUCAGCGCGGAUUUGUUCGCCGGACCCUCGUCUGCUAAUGCAGCCGCAUCGGGAGCUACUACGCAAUAUUCACACCGUCGCGCUGAGCCACGCUUCGUGUGGGUCGUGCUUCGAGGGAACAAGCUGGGUGUUUACCACUGCCAAUAA